GGAUUUUUGAAUUACUGGGUUUAAGAUAUCAGGAUAAUCAGAAAUUACCAGGAAUAACAAUUGUGUACAAAUAUGGUGGCUUUCAAAGGCGUAUGGACUCAGUCUUUCUGGAAAGCUGUCUCUGGAGAAUUUAUGGCUAUGCUUAUUUUUGUUCUUCUCAGCGUUGGCUCAACAAUAAAUUGGGGUGUGGAAGACAGUCUUCAGCAAGCAGAUGUUGUUCGCAUAUCUCUUUGUUUUGGGUUCAGUAUUGUUACUAUGGUGCAUUGCUUUGGACAUAUCAGUGGAGCUCAUAUCAAUCCUGCAGUGACCAUUGCAUUUGUAUGUACAAGGAAAAUAACACUUGCCAAGUCAAUAUUUUACAUCGCUGCACAGUGCUUGGGUGCCAUUACUGCAGCUGGACUUCUGUUUAUCAUAACGCCUGUAAAUGUGAUCGGCACCUUAGGAGUGACUGCGCUGAAUGAAGGACUUUCUGUUGGGCAUGGACUUCUUAUAGAGAUUUUAAUUACAUUCCAAUUAGUUUUUACAAUUAGCGCAGCUUGUGAUUCAAAGCACAAAGACAAAUUGUCUACACUAUCAAUUGGAAUUUCUGUUAUGGUUGGCCACUUAUUUGCUAUUAACUACACAGGAGCAAGUAUGAAUCCGGCACGAUCCCUUGGCCCUGCUGUCAUCAUUUGGAAAUGGGAAAAUCACUGGAUUUACUGGGUUGGUCCGAUUAUUGGAGCUGUAUGUGCUGGAGCUGCUUACGAUUAUAUUUAUUGCCCUGAUUCUGAACUCAAGCAGAAUUUUAAAGAUGCUCUUAGAAAGGCUACACAGAAAACAAAAGGGACAUAUAUUGAAGUAGAUGACACCAGAAGCCAGCUGGAUGCAGAAGACCUAAUUCUAAAAGCAGGAGCAAUUCAUGUUAUUGACAUUGACCAGACCGAAAGGAAAAAAGCCAAAGAUUCAACUAGUGAAAUAUUAUCUACCGUUUGAAAUCUACAA
Molecule: messenger RNA, 981 nt
Organism: Pelobates fuscus (common spadefoot toad)
Lineage: Eukaryota; Metazoa; Chordata; Amphibia; Anura; Pelobatidae
Product: aquaporin-4-like
Exons: 5
Coding region: 73-972 (299 amino acids)
Biological process (GO): water transport; transmembrane transport
Cellular component (GO): basolateral plasma membrane; plasma membrane
Molecular function (GO): water channel activity
Source: RefSeq, a predicted model, not a curated record